AUGGGUGGUCCACAGGAUUUUCUGGAGAAGUAUGGCUACCUCCACCAGGAUCACCACAUCCACAAUGUGGUCGAGGUGCAGUCAGCCAUCCGCGAGUUCCAGUGGCUGUCCCGUCUCCCUGUCACAGGGGAACUGGACAGCGCCACCCUGCGGCAGAUGGCCGAGCCCCGCUGCGGGGUGUCGGAUGAGGGCAGCCAGCAGAUCUGGGCUCAGAGAGUCGGUGUCAUCUUUACCGGAAAGAGGCAUCACCGCAAGAGGCGCUCCACCGGCCAAGCCGAGAAGUGGUACAAGCGUCAUCUGACCUACCAGAUCGUGAACUGGCCUCACCACCUGUCUCUGGGCUCCGUGCGGCUGGCAGUGCGCACUGCCUUCCAACUGUGGAGCAACGUGUCGGGCCUGGUCUUCCAGGAGGCCCCCGAAGGGCCCGCAGACAUCCGGCUGGCCUUUUACGAAGGAGACCACAACGACGGGGCCAGCAAUGCUUUUGACGGACCAGGGGGAACUCUGGCUCACGCCUUCCUGCCUCGCCGAGGUGAAGCCCACUUCGACAUGGCAGAGAGGUGGACGCUCAACGGACACAAAGGACACAACCUGUUCAUGGUCACUGCCCACGAGAUCGGACACACUCUGGGGCUGGAGCACUCCCCUGUCCGCCAUGCUCUCAUGUCACCGUACUACAGGAAACUGGGCCGCAGCCUGGUUCUGAGCUGGGACGACAUCAUUGCAGUGCAGCAGCUGUACG
Stegastes partitus (bicolor damselfish) is the source of this 742-nucleotide messenger RNA. RefSeq names its product matrix metalloproteinase-28-like. NCBI's taxonomy places the organism in Eukaryota, Metazoa, Chordata, Actinopteri, Pomacentridae. The annotation marks the transcript as partial. Gene Ontology annotation, cellular component: extracellular matrix. The transcript is spliced from 5 exons. Gene Ontology annotation, molecular function: zinc ion binding; metalloendopeptidase activity. The record is from RefSeq and is a predicted model, not a curated record. Gene Ontology annotation, biological process: proteolysis; collagen catabolic process; extracellular matrix organization.